AUGAAGUUGCAUGUGCGAAAGUUUCAGUCCAUCUUAACCCGGGCUGAUAACUGCGAAAAAGCAGAAUUUUCAAAUUUGGCUUCUGGCAUGAUUUUGUUUAUUUUAAAAGUAAAACUUCAAAAAACGAAACUAUAUUCAUCUACCUUCCAAAAAAAAUUAUAUUCGACAAUAUCGACGUUAUUUUCUGGAGGCAUUUAUUUGGAGCUUAGCAUUGUUCUCUGUUUGGUCUGUGUUUUCAUAGUCUUGAACGUCGUCAACAUCAUUUCCAUUCGACGCAACAAAAACGCUGUAAACAUCAACAACAGCAACAACAACAACAACAUUAUCAACGACAAUAUCAACAACAAUGCUAACAACAACACCACCAACCACAAUAACAGUAAUGGCAAUGACAACAACAACAACAACAGCAGCAGCAACAACAACAACAACAUCAACAACAACAACAACAACAACAGCCAAGACGAAGUAAGCAUUAAUAUAAAAAGCGAGAGUCUCGCUGACAUCAUCAACAUAAAUUUAAUUAACAGUGCUAGUAAUAAAAUUAUAAAGACAAGUGCUAAUACUAAGGAAGGUAGUAAUAACGACAAUGGGCACAACAACGACGUCCAGGUUAUUAAUGAUGACGUCAUCUCUUGUCACACUCGUCUAGGAGAUUCGCCCAUUUGCACCAAUGACAAUAACAAUGACAUCAACAACAAAACAAACAUCGCCAAGAAUACUAACGUUUAUAAACGUAUUAAUCGCAUAAAAUAUUUAGAGAGCAUAAAGGAGACUGAUGACAUUAACGACAACAACAAUGAUGACAACAACAAUGAUGACAACAACAAUGAUGACAACAACAAUGAUGACAACAACAAUGAUGACAACAACAAUGAUGACAACAACAAUGAUGACAACAACUUCAGUCCCAACAUUGAUGAACAGAUUUUUCACGAAAACGAUACCACUUUUAAAAAUCCUCCUAAAAAUUUUUUUACAAAAAUAUUUUUGGACGGAAUAAUUUUCAAAAAUACAAAACACAGCAACAAACUCAAAAACAACAACAGCAGCAGCUAUGAUAUCAAUGACAACCGCAAAACCGACAACAUUCCCGUAUCUAUUUUUAAUGUCUGCAGUCACUCGAAUGCAUAUUUUCAACAUUCAGAGGCUUACGCUUGCAACAACAGAACUACAUCAACAGCAACAACAUCAACAGCAACAACAUCAUCAUCAACAACAUCAACAACGGUUACAACAACUUCUGCAACGACAUUAAACCCAAUCAAAAAUUUUCCAAAAAACGUUGAUUCUGUUACAAAAUCAUCACACGAAGUCUCGACGCAAAAUGCAAACAGUGUUGAGUCACCAUCAUCAUCGUCUUCAUCCUCGCUUAUAUGGACCACAAAAUCAUCCGCAGAUGCCAUGGGUUUGUGUUAG
Molecule: messenger RNA, 1419 nt
Organism: Helobdella robusta
Lineage: Eukaryota; Metazoa; Annelida; Clitellata; Rhynchobdellida; Glossiphoniidae
Exons: 3
Coding region: 1-1419 (472 amino acids)
Source: RefSeq, a predicted model, not a curated record